CCUGUCGGUCUGUUACCUACGGAUAAAAAACCAAGCUACAAAUCGUCGGCAAGAAGGUUUAUCUCUCAGUGCGCGCUCUUUCUGUAUCUCACUUUCGCAUGGAGUGAAGGUAGAGUCACUUUCGCACGGAGGCGCAAUAGAGUUCACUCGGCAGAAGUUGCUUCGACUUUAUCUCUGCUAAAGUCUCUCUGAGCUGAGAAGAGCAGAGACGUUUUUUUUAUUCUUCCACUCGGGCAUAACUCUUUAACCUUGUUUCAGAAAGACAACCCGCUGCGGAUGCUGCUUUAGAACGUAUUUCCAUAUUUGCUUCAUCUGUUGCAUUUUUAGCCCACCCCAACCCCAUGAAGUAUUUCUGGAUUCUUAGCUUUUUUAGUCUGCUGUUGGUGGGUUGCUCUCGCGGCUUUGAUUUGAAUUGGACGGAGGUGGUCUUCAAUGGCGAGGUGUCAGUCGGUGGGUCUCCGCUCUUCGUACCACUGACUCUGAUUCAAUCGGCUGCAGCUAAAGGAGCUGUGUGUUUGGAUGGGAGCUUGCCGGGUUACCACUUUCACCAAGGAUUUGGAAAUGGAGCUAAUAGUUGGCUUGUUCAAUUAGAGGGAGGAGGCUGGUGCAAUAACAUUAGGACGUGUUUUUACCGUAAAAAAACCCGGCGGGGUUCAUCAAAUUACAUGGAGAAACAGCUACAGUUCACAGGAAUUUUGAGUGAUAAACCUGAAGAUAAUCCGGGUCGAUAUUUUUAUAACUGGAACAGAGUAAAGAUUCGCUACUGCGAUGGUGCAUCUUUCCUUGGUGAAGGCUACAAUAUGGCUGCAGGCCUCUACUUCCGUGGUCAACGCAUAUGGUUAACUGCUAUGGAAGAAUUGAUGUCAAAGGGAAUGCGUGAGGCUAAUCAGGCAUUUCUUAUUGGAUGCUCUGCGGGUGGUAUAGCAGCUAUACACCAUUGUGAUGAAUUUCACGCAUUGUUUCCAGGAAGUACAAAAAUCAAGUGUCUUGCUGAUGCUGGAAUGUUCCUUGAUGCUGUUGAUGUGGCUGGUCGACGCACCCUGAGAUCCUUUUUUAGUGGAAUAGUUAAUUUACAGGGGGUGUCAAGGAACUUACCUGGAACCUGUACUUCGCACCUGAAUCCUACUUUGUGUUUCUUUCCUCAGAAUGCCCUGUCCGAUGUUCGGACCCCACUUUUUAUUCUGAAUUCAGCAUAUGAUGUAUGGCAGCUUCAGGAGAGUCUGGCUUCCAAAGCGGCUGAUCCUCAUGGUUAUUGGCAAGAUUGUAACAUGAAUAAUGCAAAAUGCAACACAGGACAAAUCCAGUUUUUACAAGGCUUCAGGAAUGAAAUGCUUAAUUCUGUAGAGAAGUUCUCGUCAUCAAGCAAAAAUGGAUUAUUUAUUAAUUCAUGUUUCGCUCAUUGCCAAAGUGAGAGGCAGGAUACCUGGUUUGGAAACGAUUCCCCAUUUAUUAGGAACAAGAGAAUUGCAGAAUCUGUUGGUGAUUGGUACUUUGAUCGGUCUCAAGUGAAGAUCAUUGACUGUCCAUAUCCUUGUGAUCAAACCUGCCACAACCUUGUAUUCAAUGGAAGACAUUGAAUUCUCGGAUAAUACACCAUUUGAAUUUUCAUAUUCAUAUCUAAGCAGUGAAUAACAGCUCCGUGCUCCGUGAGUUUUCAGGACAUCCAGUCUGCUCACCAAGUGGAAGUUCCUUGCUUCCGAUAUCUGGAGCUUUGUUAUUGUAGUAUAUGUUCCAUUGUCAAUGGGUUUGAUUACUCCAAAUCCCAUCAGUGGAGUUCAUUUUAAAUUGGUUGAAUUCGACACAGCAAAAUUGGUUUUUAUGAAUAAAUUUGCUGGAUUAAA
This is a messenger RNA of Phalaenopsis equestris, 1841 nucleotides long. Its product is annotated as pectin acetylesterase 12-like. Gene Ontology annotation, molecular function: pectin acetylesterase activity. Gene Ontology annotation, cellular component: plant-type cell wall. The record is from RefSeq and is a predicted model, not a curated record. Gene Ontology annotation, biological process: cell wall organization. The transcript has 13 exons. NCBI's taxonomy places the organism in Eukaryota, Viridiplantae, Streptophyta, Magnoliopsida, Asparagales, Orchidaceae. The coding region runs from base 342 to 1577 and encodes 411 amino acids.